AUGGCAGACUCGAAAAAUGUAUUGCCCCAGGAGGGUACCACCGAAGGUGGAGAAUCCCUCACCGGACCCAAUCCGGUCUGUCCCACGUACUCUGGGGGGGACAAAGAAUGCCACAAGCCAGGAUCAAGCCUGGACUUAACAUGCCUAGCAGAGGCGAUCCCAUCCACCGCGCCGGUCGACACCCUGUCGCCCUGGAACGUGGUGAUGCACAAGCGGCCCAAGAAGGGCGAUAAGCAGAAGCAGCAGGAGCAGCAACAACAACAACAGCAACGACAGGCAGGCAAACCGGCUCGCGUUCGUCCCAGCAGGCGAGCGAGACAGAAAGCCCGCCAGUCGCUAAACUCAAGAACACCCCACGUGGCGGAAACGCAGCGUGAGAAUCUGCCGUCCACCUCCAAGGUGUUGACCGAUUCGCAGGGCACCACGAAUCAUAAUCCUCCACCCCCACCACCGCCACCACCACCACCACCACCACCACCAUCAUCACUACCUCCUCCUCCCCCACCCCCACCUACGUUACCCAGUCAGGCGAAGGGUAAGGCUCCGGGAGGUUAUCACGGUCGGCGGACUGCAGCGACGGCAACCCCUGCGCUUGAAAAGGCGCAACCUGGGAAGUGUGAACGCGCUUCAGCGAAGCGCGCCCGCCUGGACGAAACCAGGUCCCCCAGGGGGGAAGCCAAGCGUGCAAAAACCGACGUGAGGCCAAAGCGGACGAUGAGCUACGCGGAUGCGAGUCAAUCGCAUCUGCAGAUAGCGGUGACCACCGUCCCGCCGAGGGACCUCACUAUGAGCCAAGCGGAGCGGAUCCGUAUUGCUAUCGAUGAUAGAAUCACGGAUACUGCUCUAACCCCAGGCAUGCGUGCUCCGUCUUUGCGCGGUCGUCCCUAUCUUUAUGAGGGGGCUUUCGCGUUUUGGUGCGAGGAUGCAAGGUCCCGCGAAUGGCUGGAGAACCAGGUGAAAUCCAUUCCCUCACCUAUCCCGGACACAACCCUGACAGUUGUAAAGCUGUCAGAAGUAAGGAGGAGGCUGAGAGCGGGACUCCUCCUACACAGCCACAUUACCGACCCGGUGACGCUGCAAAAGGUCAUCAGCAACCAAAACCCUUGGUACAAGGUGGACACCUGGCAGUGCAUCAGCGCCUCGGUGACAGAGGGAGCAGAAGUAGCGGAGGAAGGUCCGUCAUCUAGGUACAAAGCUGUGUACCUGGUCCUGGGGAUCCCUGAGGACCAAAAACAGACCAUCCUCGACAGAGACCGUCGGGUAUCACACCUGUCUGGUGGUGGCUACAUCAGAUUCUUCAGUAGCAAGGAGGAAGAAUCGGAGGCCACCACCACAACCACAGCAGCGACGAAGGAGUCGUCGACCCCAGAGCCUUCCACCUCAGCUCCCCAUCAGGGUCAGAGCGAGUUGGAGACAGCCUCGCCACUAAAGACGGAAGGAGGGACCAGUGAAGACGAAGAUGGCCUCCUUAACAGUCCUUAA
Messenger RNA from Ostrinia nubilalis (European corn borer), 1482 nucleotides. RefSeq lists its product as uncharacterized. Lineage: Eukaryota; Metazoa; Arthropoda; Insecta; Lepidoptera; Crambidae. The coding region runs from base 1 to 1482 and encodes 493 amino acids. The transcript has a single exon. The record is from RefSeq and is a predicted model, not a curated record.